This is a messenger RNA of Cyphellophora attinorum, 2772 nucleotides long. Its product is annotated as Mitochondrial respiratory chain complexes assembly protein YTA12. The record is from RefSeq and is a predicted model, not a curated record. Gene Ontology annotation, biological process: protein-containing complex assembly; mitochondrial protein processing. Bases 1 to 2772 code for a protein of 923 amino acids. Gene Ontology annotation, cellular component: m-AAA complex; membrane. Lineage: Eukaryota; Fungi; Ascomycota; Eurotiomycetes; Chaetothyriales; Cyphellophoraceae. The transcript is spliced from 2 exons. Gene Ontology annotation, molecular function: ATP-dependent peptidase activity; metalloendopeptidase activity; ATP hydrolysis activity.
AUGGCUGCCAGACUCUUCAGACCACAGCUGCUACGUAGCUCGAGAAUCGCACUUGAAUGCUCAGUCUGCGCUCAACGUCAGUCCUCCCAGCUUGCGCGCUCGAGGUUACAGUCGCCUUUCCGGCCGGCAGUGUGUCGAACAUACGCUACGGUGAAACCCGGCGAUCCAAAGAAGCCUAAGAAGGAGAAGGACGAGCAGAAGCCCGUCGAGCCUGAGAAGGAGAAGGAGGAUCCGGCGGCGUUGAAGGACAACCUCGGUUCCAACAAGGGCGAGACUCCCGCAGAAGAUGGCCAGGUCAAGGCCGAAGCGGUCAAGGAGGAGGAGAAGAAGUACGACAUCCCACCCGGCUUCUCGCCUCUCAGUGAAGAGGAUAUGAAGCAAGUAGACGAGAUCAUGGCCAUCAUCUCGCAAGGCCUUCCGAAACGGCAAGUCGAGGCAAUGAAAAUUGCGAAGGAGGUAGUCAGGAGAGGCGGCGUUCCUCAAGAACUUCGAGACGUAAUUGAAGACCGAAAACGAAAUCCCGACAAGAAAAUUGACAUCGCGACCACCGUGUCUCUGGUCCGCGCCCUCAUGAAGAUGUACACCAAGACGCCAUAUGAAGUAUGGAAGGACUCGAUUGACAAGGUUGAGGGGAAAGCAGAGAAAGAUGGCUCACCUAACAUGUUCGAACAGUCCAACAAGGAGAAAUCAUCCAACAAUGGAAAGCAGGAGCAGAAAGAAGGCUCGCAGCAGUCUCCUGGCAUGCAAUUUCAGAUCGGACGCUUUAAGAUGGAUAUGACCACUGUGAUCCUCUCGACACUGGCAUCGAUGUAUCUGUACAAUCAGAUCUUCCCCGGAGAGUCCUCACGAGACAUCACGUGGCAGGAAUUCAGAGCCACUUUUCUCGACAAGGGACUGGUUGACAAGCUCACUGUCUUGAAUCGCGGAAGGGUACGAGUUGAAGUCCACCGUGAUGCUGUUGCAAACAUGUACCCAGAGUCGCCUGCCGGGCGAGGGAAUUUCUACUACUAUUUCUCCAUCGGAUCUGUCGAGGGCUUCGAGAGGAGACUAGACGAAGCGCAAGAGGAGCUAGGCAUUCCUUCCAACGAGAGGAUACCAGUCGCCUAUGCCGAUGAGGUCUCGAUCGGCGCAGCAAUCUACUCUUUUGGUCCAACGCUACUCUUCAUUGGCGUCCUCUUCUGGAUGUCACGGCGCGCUGCUGGCGGUGCUGGCGGCCAAAGCGGCAUCUUUGGCAUCGGAAAGUCUCGCGCCAAGAAGUUCAACCACGAGACGGACAUCAAGACGAAGUUCGCCGACGUGGCUGGCAUGGAGGAGGCAAAGGUCGAGAUCAUGGAAUUCGUUUCAUUCCUGAAGGACCCCUCGAAGUACCAAUCACUCGGCGCCAAGAUUCCUCGAGGUGCUAUCUUGUCAGGUCCGCCCGGUACCGGUAAGACUCUCUUGGCUAAAGCCACUGCUGGCGAGUCUGGCGUUCCAUUUUUCUCCGUGUCCGGAUCAGAGUUCGUGGAAAUGUUUGUCGGUGUCGGGCCUUCACGUGUGCGGGAUCUUUUCGCGAAUGCUCGCAAGAGCACACCCUGCAUCAUCUUCAUCGACGAAAUCGAUGCUAUUGGAAAGUCAAGAGCCAAGCAAAGUUUCGGCGGCGGCAGCGAUGAACGAGAAUCCACGCUCAACCAGAUCCUGACCGAGAUGGACGGCUUCAACACAUCGGAACAAGUUGUUGUGCUUGCCGGCACCAACAGGCCUGACGUGCUCGACAAGGCCUUGAUGCGCCCUGGCCGGUUCGACAGACACAUUGCGAUUGAUAGACCUACGAUGGACGGCCGCAAGCAAAUCUUCAAGGUGCACCUACGUAAGAUCAAGACCGAUGUCGACAUGGACUACCUCACCGGACGACUCUCAGCCCUCACCCCCGGCUUCUCCGGCGCCGAUAUUGCCAACUGCUGCAACGAAGCCGCUCUCAUCGCUGCACGUGUUGAAUCAAAGUCCGUGGAGAUGACCCACUUCGAGCAAGCCAUCGAGCGCGUCAUCGGCGGACUCGAGAAAAAGUCAAUGGUCCUCUCACCUGAAGAGAAGAAGACCGUUGCCUAUCACGAAGCCGGCCAUGCUAUCUGUGGAUGGUUCUUCGAGCACGCCGACCCACUUCUCAAAGUCUCGAUCAUCCCCCGCGGCCAAGGCGCUCUUGGAUACGCGCAGUACCUCCCUGCCGGUGGCAACGACGUGUACCUCAUGAACGUCAAGCAACUGAUGGACCGCAUGGCCAUGACCCUCGGCGGACGCGUUAGCGAGGAGAUCUGGUUCGACACCGUGACGAGCGGCGCAUCCGAUGACUUCAACAAAGUCACGCGCAUGGCGACCGCUAUGGUCACGGAAUGGGGCAUGUCACAAAAGAUCGGGUACUUGAACUACAAGGACGACGAGCAGCGUCUGCACAAGCCCUUCUCGGAGGAGACCGCACGGAAUAUUGACCAAGAGGUGCGGAGGAUAGUUGAUGAGGCUUACAAGCAGUGCAAGGACCUGCUGCUGGAGAAGAAGGACCAGCUGCAGGCCAUUGCGGAGGAAUUGCUGAAGAAGGAGAUGUUGGUGCGCGACGACCUUGUACGGGUAUUAGGUCCUCGACCUUUCGAAGACAAGGGUGACUUUUCGAAGUUCUUUGACAACCAACAGGGAAAGAGCGCUCCACCACCUCCACCAACCGAGCAAGAAGGCCCAUCAGGUGCCGAGCCAGAGAUCCCGGCGCCGGCAUUCAAGCGUCAUGUCGAGCAGCCUCGACUGUGA